AUGAGAGGCUUCGUCGGUGCUGUGGCCGGCCUGGCUGCUGUUGCCAGCGCCACCCCCUCCCUCUCCGUUGAGACCGUCCACAAGGGCAUGGCUCCCGUUCUCUCUGCCACCAACGCCGAGGCCGUUCCCGACUCGUACAUUAUCAAGUUCAAGAAGCACGUCUCGGAGUCCGGCGCCUCGGACCACCACAACUGGGUUCAGAACAUCCACUCCUCCGCUCAGGACGAGCGUCUUGAGCUGCGCAAGCGUGGCCAGGAGCCUUUGGUCAGCGAUGUCUUCCGUGGCCUGAAGCACACCUACAACAUUGGCAAGGACUUCAUGGGUUACGCUGGUCACUUUGACUCCGAGACUGUUGAGAAGAUCCGGAGACACCCUGACGUCGAAUUCAUCGAGGUCGAUUCCGUGGUCCACACCCAGGUUCCCGUCAAGUCCCACGUUGAGGACAAGUGCGACGGUGAGCUUGAGAAGCUGGCCCCCUGGGGUCUGGCUCGUAUCUCACACCGCAAGUCCCUGGGCUUCGGUACCUACGACAAGUACCUCUACGCCGGUGAUGCUGGUGAAGGUGUUGAUGCCUAUGUUAUUGACACCGGCACCAAUGUUGACCACGUCGACUUUGAGGGUCGUGCCAAGUGGGGAAAGACCAUUCCCUCUGGAGACCAGGAUGCUGAUGGUAACGGUCACGGCACUCACUGCUCUGGUACCAUCGCUGGCAAGAAGUACGGUGUCGCCAAGAAGGCCAACGUUUACGCCGUCAAGGUCCUUCGCUCCAACGGCUCUGGUACCAUGUCCGACGUCGUGAAGGGCGUUGAGUGGGCUGCCAACUCUCACACUGAGCAGGUGCAGGCUGCUAAGGAUGGUAAGCGCAAGGGCUUCAAGGGCUCUGUCGCCAACAUGUCUCUUGGUGGUGGCAAGACUCAGGCUCUGGACGCUGUUGUGAACGCUGCCGUUGAUGCCGGUAUUCACUUUGCCGUCGCCGCUGGCAAUGACAAUGCCGAUGCUUGCAACUACUCCCCCGCUGCUGCCGCGAAGGCCGUCACUGUCGGUGCCACCGAGCUCGGCGACCGCCGCUCUUACUUCUCCAACUACGGCAAGUGCACUGACAUCUUCGCUCCCGGCACCAACAUCAAGUCUACUUGGAUCGGCUCCAAGUACGCUGUCAACACCAUUUCUGGCACUUCCAUGGCCUCUCCCCACAUUUGCGGUCUCCUUGCCUACUACCUUUCUCUCCAGCCUGCUUCUGACUCCGAGUACUCCGUUGCUCCUAUCACUCCCGAGAAGCUCAAGAAGGCUUUGAUCUCCGUCGGCACCGUUGGUGCCCUCAGCGACAUUCCUCGUGACACCCCCAACGUCCUCGCCUGGAACGGCGGUGGCUGCAACAACUACUCUGCCAUCAUUGAGGCUGGCAGCUACACUGUCAAGACCGAGACCAAGGAGGCCACCAUCGAUGAUCUCGAGAAGGCCAUCGAGGAGGACUUCCAGGUUCUCUCCGGAAAGGUCGUCAAGGGCGCCAAGAACAUUGGCACCAAGGCCGAGAAGUUCGCCAAGAAGAUCCACGAGCUCGUGGACGAGGAGCUUAAGGAGUUCCUCAAGGAGACUUCUUUGUAA
Messenger RNA from Colletotrichum truncatum, 1605 nucleotides. RefSeq lists its product as uncharacterized. The record is from RefSeq and is a predicted model, not a curated record. Gene Ontology annotation, biological process: proteolysis. Lineage: Eukaryota; Fungi; Ascomycota; Sordariomycetes; Glomerellales; Glomerellaceae. Gene Ontology annotation, molecular function: serine-type endopeptidase activity.